CAACAACGACAACAACAAGAAUUAAAAAAAUGUCAACAAGCAGUAAUGCCAAACAGAGGAAUUAUAUAAAGCAAAACAAUGCAAUAUUCAGCCCAAAUAAGGCCAGCUGUAGGUGCAGAUGUCCAAAUGAUCAGUCAUUGUUCUCAACAAUUCAUCGCGCACAACAUCACAGUAUUGCCUACUUUUUGGCGCUUAGUAAUCACAGCAUAACACUUGCCUUGCAUAGCUUGAUCAUAUUGCUUUGUUUCGCCGCAAUGCAGCCAAUACUCGCACGUUCCACAUCGGCGCAUCGAUCAGCAAAAGCCGCCAUAGUGGCAGCAUCGCCUAUGGCUGUACCGCUACUCGGCAACGCCGCUUCUUCCGCUACUCUACUAAAUUCCACAACAUCAAUAACAACUGAGCAUGAAAGAAACACGCUCGCUAUGAGUGCCACACAAAGGCCAGCGCCAGUUGUAGAAAAUCGUCGUGCGCUAAAACUUGUGUUCCUCAACAACGCCUCAGUAGUAUGCAACGAUGGCUCACGUGCUGGCUUCUAUCUGCGCAAAAAUCCAAGUUCGAAAAAAUGGAUUGUAUUCCUGGAAGGUGGCUGGCAUUGUUACGAUACGCGCUCUUGUCGUGCGCGUUGGUUGCGACUGCGGCACCUGAUGACAUCGGCACAGUGGCCGGAAACACGUGACGUUGGUGGCAUACUCUCGCCGCUGCCGGAAGAUAACCCCUAUUGGCACAAUGCCAAUCAUGUGCUCGUGCCUUAUUGCAGCAGUGACUCGUGGUCAGGCACACGUUCCACUAUCGAUGAAACAGCCGAGUGGCGCUUCAUGGGCGCUGUGAUUAUACGCCAAGUCAUUGCCGAACUGAUACCACUCGGUCUGGGACGUGUCCCCGGUGCAGAAUUAUUAUUGGUGGGCUCAUCCGCUGGUGGGCUGGGCGUUAUGCUAAAUUUAGAUCGUAUUACGAACUAUUUGCAACGAGAACGUAAAUUGAUGGUGACCGUGCGUGGUGUGAGCGACUCAGGUUGGUUUCUCGAUCGUGAGCCUUACACGCCGGCAACGGUGGGGUCCAGCGAAUCAGUGCGGCAAGGUUGGAAAAUAUGGCAAGGCAUACUACCGGAAACGUGCACUAAACAAUAUUUAACAGAGCCUUGGCGCUGUUACUUUGGUUACCGCCUAUAUCCAACGCUAAAGGCACCGCUCUUCGUUUUCCAAUGGCUCUUCGAUGAAGCUCAAAUGCGUGCCGACAAUGUAGGUGCACCAGUCACGCCACAGCAAUGGAAUUACAUACACGAAAUGGGCGGUGCCUUACGUUCCUCCUUGGACAAUGUGACCGGCGUUUUUGCACCUUCCUGCAUUGGACACGCUGUGCUCUCUAGACGCGAUUGGGUUAGCAUCAAAAUCGAUGAUAUUUCAUUGCCAUCUGCGCUACGUUGCUGGGAACACUCCACACGCCCACGCCGUAAACGUCACAACAAUAAGGAACACCAUGCAGUUGAGCUACGUGAGCGCAAGCGUCAUAAACUCGAACAUCAAACGCCGCAGAAGCACCGAAGACCAACGCAAUACAAGAACAGAAAGCAUAAUAACCAUGAACCAAAAAAUGGCGUGCAACAACACUUGAGCAAAGCCGAGCGUGAAGAACGACGACGUCUGCGCCAUGAACGCCAACAAAAAUUACUACGAAAACAACAUCAACAAAAUAAAAAAAAGCACCGCAAUCGUCACGAACGGCGACGCAAUGAGGCGGAAAAGCGUAAUAAUAAUCUGUCACCCAACGAUAAUGGCACUACGUUAAAUGAGCAACAUCCCAACAAGAAGCAACACGCCAGCAAACAUAAUACUGGUGGUGGUAGCGACCGCAAGCAGCGGCGGGCGGGACACAAGUCGCACAAGGAACGGAAAGAGCAACGGCAACGGCAGCUGAAGGUGCAGCACACCGGCAAACUCGAGCUCCAACAACAGCGCGAACAGUCGAUAGAGGCGAUAACCCAAUUGGAAUUAAAAAAUAAGCACGCCAACGACGCUGCAACACGACGCAAUCGCGUGCCACGUGUGCCCGAGAAAUGUGCACUACGCUUGCUCGAACGUUGCAGUUGGCCACAAUGCAAUCACUCCUGCCCGAUGGUCACUAAUCCAAUAACUGGCGAGGAAAUGCGUUUCCUUGAGCUGCUAACCUCUUUCGGGCUUGACAUCGAAGCGGUCGCAACGGCGCUGGGUAUGGACAUGCAAACACUCAGUAAUAUGGACCGCGCCGAGCUGGUGAAUCUGUUGACGCAGCAGUCGAGCUGA
This is a messenger RNA of Anastrepha obliqua, 2279 nucleotides long. It is a transcript of the gene Notum, whose product is annotated as palmitoleoyl-protein carboxylesterase NOTUM. NCBI's taxonomy places the organism in Eukaryota, Metazoa, Arthropoda, Insecta, Diptera, Tephritidae. The transcript has 4 exons. Gene Ontology annotation, molecular function: hydrolase activity. The coding region runs from base 30 to 2279 and encodes 749 amino acids. The record is from RefSeq and is a predicted model, not a curated record.